AAAAAUUAAGAAUUUUGCAAAAAUAAAAGCUAAAACAGAGAAGAAGAAGAACUCAUAAAAAAGCAUACACAAACAGUUUGUCAAACCUGAAGAAGAAGACUUGAAAGACGGAAAGUAAAAAAAUGAGGAAUUAAAUAUUAACAAUCAACAAAUUAGAAUUAAAUAAUAAAAAAAGAAAACUAUUUAUUAAAAAUAUUAAAAACUAAAAAUAAUAAAACCUUAUUUAAUAAUUAAAAAUUAAGCAAUUAAAACAUUUACAUGAAACUUUUAAAGCCAAGUUGGGUGCAUCAUGAUGAAAAACCAAUCUUCUCCGUUGAUGUUCAUCAAGAAUGUCUCAAAUUUGCCACUGGUGGCCAAGGUGUGGAUUCCGGCCGUGUCGUGAUAUGGAAUUUAAUACCGGUGUUAUCCGAAAAAGCCGAACUAGAUGAUGCUGUGCCGAAAAUGCUAUGCCAAAUGGAUAAUCAUUUGGCGUGCGUUAAUUGUGUGCGCUGGUCGCAGAGCGGCCUUAUGUUAGCCUCAUGUUCGGAUGACAAAUUGGUUAUGAUAUGGCGGCAAUCGAAGGGCACCAGUGGUGUCUUCGGUACCGGUGGCAUACACAAAAAUCCCGAAACAUGGAAAUGUGUUUUUACGCUUCGAGGUCAUUCUGGUGAUGUUCUUGACUUGGCCUGGUCACCACAAGAUCGUUGGCUUGCCAGCUGUAGCAUUGACAACACCAUUAUCGUUUGGGAUGCACAAAACUUCCCCGCCAUGGUGGCAAUGCUCAAGGGCCAUACGGGUCUAGUCAAAGGUGUUGCCUGGGAUCCGGUGGGCAAAUAUUUAGCAUCACAAAGUGACGAUCGUAGUGUGAAAAUCUGGAAGACCUCCGACUGGACAUGUAGUAGUACGAUAACGGAACCAUUUGAAGAGUGCGGCGGUACAACGCACAUUUUACGUUUAUCAUGGUCGCCAGAUGGUCAGUACUUAGUGUCGGCCCAUGCCAUGAACGGUGGCGGACCGACAGCACAAAUAAUUGAACGUGAAGGCUGGAAAUGUGAUAAGGAUUUUGUGGGUCACCGCAAAGCCGUUACUUGCGUACGCUUUCAUACGGCUAUUUUAAAAAGACAAGCACCCAAAUCACAAAAACCCCAACAGUAUUGUUGUUUGGCGGUGGGAUCCCGAGAUCGUUCACUCUCCGUGUGGAUGACAGCCUUGCAGAGACCUCUGGUCGUGAUACAUGAACUCUUUAAUGACAGUAUUCUAGAUUUAUCAUGGGGCCCAGAUAAGUGUAUUCUAUUGGCGUGCAGUGGUGACGGCACCGUGGCCUGUCUACAGUUCUCCGAAAACGAAUUGGGUACUCCCCUCUCAGAGGAGGAUAAAAAUUCACUAUAUCAACGUAUUUAUGGCAAAACAGCAGCAACUUUAACGAAUGGUUCCACAGCUGCCACAGAUUUACUCAUAGAAAAUCCCGAACUAUUAGCAUGUACUCAGGAUAAAUUAAAACCUCCUACACUGCCAACCAUACAGGUUACCAACCAUAAUAACAACAUCGAAAACAACACAACACAAUCUUCCACAAAUGGUUUGGCACACAGCAGCCAGACCAUAUUUUCACAAAAUUCCAAUGCUAUGGAAAUUGGUCAAAACACCCCGGUGAAAGCGAUUAACAAACAAAUGGAGACGCGUACAAAAGAUGGUAAAAGGCGCAUCACACCCGUGUUCAUACCAUUAAACCAGGAUGUGGCUGAAACAACUGCAACCACGAAUGUUCAUUUAAAUAGUUUUAUUCGAACAUCUACAGAAGUCACAGCAAGCGCCAUGUCAACUGAUGGAGAAGCGGUAAUAGCAACGACUUCCUCUGCCGCAGUGAAGGAGACAAAACCUGUGGCAAGCAGCUCAACAAGUUUAACUAUUCCUAAAGCUAAUAUAACAGACCAGGAAAGAGGUCGCUUGGAUUCGCGUUUAGUUAAAAGCACCUCGGCAAAACCUCGCGUUGAACCAUUUACCGUUUCAAAGGAAUCACUGCAGGCAUUUCCACAUUUUAAACAAACACCACAACACUUUGGUACGGAUGCCAACAAUGCCAGCAGCUCUUCAACAGCAACUAAAUCUUAUCAGGCCUCUACUAUGGGCCCUAAAAUCUCUAUAACAGCCACCACCAAGUGUGAAUAUCAAAAGACUGCUUUAGACUAUCGCAUCCAUGUGCACAAUGGUUUUGUGCCAACUAACAAUGGUCUUUUGGCCAAAAUCACCGUUUUUCGUUUAGCAACCGGCAAACUGUGGGAGACUUUUGUGGGUUCUCCCAUAGUUAAUUUCAAUUUUUGUUUGAAAUGCGUAAUGCUAUGUAGUUUAGAUGGUUCCAUGCGUUUAUUGGAUCUGCAAACCGGUAGUCCUUUAAUGCCAAUUAUCUCCCUAACAACAGCUGCCAUACAAUGUGCCUUUUGUCCCAAAGGCCUUUUAGUAGGAGUCAUAACCGAAUGUGGUCUUUUGCGCAUUUGGAAUAUUGCCUCUUGUUCGGCUGUUUUAGCCACCACCUGCAACGAGAUAUUUGGAAAACAUGGCUCUGUGUUACAGUUUACUAUCACCGAACAUGGUGUACCCAUGAUUCUAUUCUCAAACGGCCAGGCCUUUUCUUACUCGGCUCAAUUACAAUCUUGGUUGGUGUUGAAUACAAAGGAUCCCAUAAUGCGUCAUGGUUUGCGUACUUCCGUACCUAAGGAAUUGAAUAAGAAUUACUUGUCCUAUCCGCUGACAUCGAUACAAGCAGCUACCACUACAUUUGUCACCCAGAGUACUGGUAUUGAUUUAAAUGCCAACGAUUGGCAAUCGGUUGCUAAAAUAACAUUCAUUGAAAAUCAAAUAAAACUUUGUGAAGCCAUCAAUUCAUCGGAAGAGCUUAAAUAUUGGUACACCAUGUUUGCAUUUCAUUUGGCCAUGGGCAAUAAUGAAAAUAAACUACGAUUGCUGCUCAACGAUCUCUUGGGAACCGGCACAAGAAGUAUAAACUCACAAAAUGAACACAUAUUGAGUAUACCUAAACACGAUUUAUUAGACUUGGUAUUGGAACAAUUAAAAGUACAUAUUAAAUGGCAACGCAUUUAUAUGGAAUAUAAUGAAUUGUAUCAACAUUUGAAAACACGCAAACAAGAACAGCUACAAAGACAACAACAGCAGGAACAGCAAAAGGAAAAUUUUGAAAAGGCAAAAUCACCACCAACAUCAUCUUCAUUGUUAGCAACAACAGAUAUAACAACAAAAUCCCUUGAAGAUACAGCCACCACCUCUAGUUUGAAUUGUGCCAAAUUGGAAACUCGUAUGGAUAUUACUUAAUGUUACAUUUUUUAUAACCAACGCACGCUCGCCAAAAUGUUCUGCCCAGCAGAUCUGUUCUCAUAUUAAUCACUCAUCGUUCAACAUGAAAUUAAUUUAAAUUAAUAACAGCUAAGAUUUCUCAAUGUAAGUUAAUUUAUCAUAAAGUAUUUCUUAAGCAAACCCCUUUAAUUAAAACUGAAAAUGUGUUUGUUUUAUUAUUAAUUUGUGUGGUUUCUAAAACUAUUAAAAGAAAUCAUCAUCUUAGAUUAGUCCAACUUAUUUCCAUUUGUUUUAAGUUUAGUAUGUGAAAAAAAAAACAAAUAAUUACUAUUAUUUUUUUUAUUAAUUAAAAAUUUAUUAUUUAUAAAUGAGUCUUUCCUUCCUUCCUUCCUUUUCAAAAAAAAUAUAGGUUUGUUGUGGUACUUUGCGAAUUUGCUGGUAGUACUGGAAAUAGACCAUAAUUUUUUAAUGUUUUUUUUUCUUCAUCAAUAAAUAAUCGUUCAUAUUGUACGUUUUAUUAAAUAUUUUGCUAUUCCUCCUCUCUUACUUUAUUUUAAUGUAUAUAAACUAAGUAAUAUUUAUAUGUAAUUUAAUGAUAAAAAGCUGUUUAAAUAAAACGAUUCAUAAUGAAAAAGAAA
Messenger RNA from Calliphora vicina (urban bluebottle blowfly), 3926 nucleotides. RefSeq names its product protein HIRA homolog (gene Hira). The coding region runs from base 259 to 3306 and encodes 1015 amino acids. NCBI's taxonomy places the organism in Eukaryota, Metazoa, Arthropoda, Insecta, Diptera, Calliphoridae. The transcript has 8 exons. Gene Ontology annotation, molecular function: nucleosome binding; protein binding. The record is from RefSeq and is a predicted model, not a curated record. Gene Ontology annotation, biological process: DNA-templated transcription; chromatin remodeling; regulation of DNA-templated transcription. Gene Ontology annotation, cellular component: nucleus; chromatin; HIR complex.